AUGUCCUCCUGUUUUUUCUGCAGGUUGAUGGAGAACUAUACCUUAAACAGCUUUACCCUCCAGAUAGAAGGGUUAGAUGUCGCAGAGAGAUUUUUGUACCCUGUGUUUUUCUUCUUCCUCUUUUCUUACCUGGGGAUAAUGAUGCUGAAUGUGGGGAUUGUGAUCCUGAUAUGCCUGGACAGAAGCCUCCAUCAGCCCAUGUACCUGCUCUUCUGUAACCUGCCGUUCAACGACAUCCUAGGUGUCUCAUACAUGCUGCCCCGCCUGAUGUCGGACAUCUUGCUGCCGCCGGCUGAGCGCCUCAUCAGUUACUAUGAGUGUGUGGUUCAGGCUUUCUGUUCCCACAUGUUAGGCACCACGUCCCACACGGUGCUGAUGAUCAUGGCCUUCGACAGAUAUGUUGCCAUCUGUAAUCCUCUGCGUUACUCUGUGAUAAUGACCAACAGGAUGGUGAUGAAACUGACCGUCUUUGCCUGGGGGUCGGCCUUGGUUCUGGUGGGGAUUCUGCUGGGCCUGACGGUCCGACUGAGCCGCUGCAGGACUCUGAUCACCAACCCAUUUUGUGACAAUGUCUCAUUGUUCAAGCUGUCCUGUGAGAGCGCGGCGAUCAAUAACAUCUACGGUCUGACCUUCACUGUGGUUCUGUUCACCUCCUCCAUCGGCAGCAUCGUCUUCACCUACAGCAGGAUCACCAUGGUCUGUCUGACCAGCAGGAACAAGUCUGUGAACACUAAAGCCCUGAAGACCUGCAGCACACACCUGCUUGUGUACCUCAUCAUGCUUUUCUGUGGUAUUUUUAUUAUAGCUAUGCAUCGUUUCCCUCAGUACUCGGACCAGAGGAAAAUGUCAGCCAUCUUGAUCCAUAUCAUCCCCAGCAGCCUGAAUCCCAUCAUUUAUGGAGUUCAGUCAAAAGAAAUUAAGAAAUUCCUGUCCAAGUUUUUUCAGUCUAGGAAGAUUUUUUCUUGGUCUUAA
Molecule: messenger RNA, 972 nt
Organism: Gambusia affinis (western mosquitofish)
Lineage: Eukaryota; Metazoa; Chordata; Actinopteri; Cyprinodontiformes; Poeciliidae
Product: olfactory receptor 8U1-like
Exons: 1
Coding region: 1-972 (323 amino acids)
Biological process (GO): G protein-coupled receptor signaling pathway
Cellular component (GO): membrane
Molecular function (GO): olfactory receptor activity; G protein-coupled receptor activity
Source: RefSeq, a predicted model, not a curated record